Messenger RNA from Bombina bombina (fire-bellied toad), 4818 nucleotides. RefSeq names its product intraflagellar transport 172 (gene IFT172). Gene Ontology annotation, cellular component: ciliary basal body; axoneme; intraciliary transport particle B. Gene Ontology annotation, biological process: intraciliary transport. NCBI's taxonomy places the organism in Eukaryota, Metazoa, Chordata, Amphibia, Anura, Bombinatoridae. The record is from RefSeq and is a predicted model, not a curated record. Gene Ontology annotation, molecular function: protein binding.
AUGGAAGUCAAAUUGGAAAAAAGUCUUUUUGAAAGGGGUGAUAAGAAGGUUAUCUGCAACAAGUUCAUCCAGACGAGUGCUGUGACUUGCCUGCUCUGGCCACUGGAAAAUGCGAUUGUGUUUGGCUUGGCGGAAGGAAAGGUGCGUCUGGCAAACAUAAAAACCAACAAGUCAUCCACUAUUUACAGCACAGAAUCCUUUGUAGUGUCUAUGACAUCAAAUGUUUCAGGGAAGGGUAUCCUCUCUGGUCAUGCUGAUGGCACCAUUGUACGCUAUUUCUUUGAUGAUGAGGGUUCUGGGGAGUCUCAGGGUAAGCUGGCGACGCACCCCUGCCCACCCUAUGCUCUGGCGUGGGCCACCAACAGUAUAGUGGCCGGGGGCUGUGAUAAAAAGCUGGUUGCUUAUGGGAGAGAGGGAGAGGUUAUCCAGACAUUUGAUUAUAGUCGGGACCCCACGGAGAAGGAGUUCACAGCCGCCAUUGUCAGUCCCAGCGGGCAAUCAGUGGUGAUCGGAAGCUACGAUAGGCUGCGAGUGCUAAACUGGAGCUCACGGCGCGGGGCAUGGGAGGAGGCCAAAGCCAAGGAGAUUCCUAAUCUGUACACCAUAACGGCACUGGCGUGGAAGAGAGAUGGCUCCCGACUGUGUGCGGGUACGCUCUGUGGGGGAGUGGAGCUAUUUGAUUGCUGCCUGCGUAGAACCAUCUAUAAAAAUAAAUUUGAGAUGACGUAUGUGGGCCCUUGUCAGGUUAUUGUAAAGAAUCUGUCCUCUGGGACACGAGUUGUGCUAAAGUCACAUUACGGUUAUGAGGUGGACGAGGUGAAGAUCCUUGGAGGUGAGAGGUACCUGGUAGCGCACACCCCGAACACGUUACUGCUGGGCGAUCUGGGCACCAACAGAUUGAGUGAGGUGCCGUGGUCAGGAUCAGGUGGGAAUGAAAAAUUCUUCUUUGAAAAUGAAAAUGUGUGCAUGAUCUUUAAUGCCGGGGAGCUGACGCUGGUGGAAUAUGGCAGCAAUGACAUUGUGUGCACUGUGAGGACGGAGUUUAUGAACCCGCAUCUAAUCAGUGUGCGCCUUAAUGAGCGGAGGCAGAGGGGUGCUGGCGACAACAAGAAGCUGGCGUACUUGGUAGACAUGAAAACCAUCGCCAUAGUUGAUCUCCUCUCUGGGGUCAGUGUGGCGACUGUUAAUCACGAUGUCAAAAUUGAUUGGUUGGAAUUAAAUGAAACUGGUCACAAACUACUGUUCCGCGACAAAAAGAUGCGGCUAAACCUUUAUGACAUCAGCAGACACCAGAAGACAACAAUGCUAGAUUACUGCGCAUAUGUACAAUGGGUCCCCAGCAGUGAUGUUGUUGUGGCACAGAACAGGAGCAACUUGUGUGUCUGGUAUAAUAUUGACUGUCCUGAGCGGGUGACCACUUUCCCUAUAAAGGGGGACAUUGCUGACCUAGAGAGGAAUGAUGGGAAAACUUCAGUCAUUGUGAAUGAGGGUGUAAACAUGGUUUCUUACUCGCUGGAUGACCGGCUGAUAGAGUUUGGGACUGCAAUAGACGAUGCCGACUACUACAGAGCCGCUGCCUUCCUGGAUAAUUUGGAAAUGUCAGCAGAAACAGAGGCCAUGUGGAGAACACUCAGCAGACUGGUACUGGAUGCCAAACAGCUUCAUAUAGCAGAGAGGUGUUUCUUUGCCCUUGGCGAUGUGGCGAAAGGCAAGUACCUGCAUGAGAUAAAUGAGAUAGCAGAUCAGGCAGCUAAAGAUCAGGGAGGAGAUGGGACCGGGUAUUACAAGGUGCAGGCACGACUGGCUUUGCUGAAUAAAAACUACAAACUUGCAGAGAGGAUCUACCUGGAUCAGAACGAGCUGGAGGAAGCCAUAGAAAUGUACCAGAAGAUGCAGAUGUGGGAUGAGUGCAUUGCAGUAGCAGAGGCAAAGGGUUACCCUGACCUGGAGAGUCUGAAGCACCAGUAUCUGCAGCACUUGACUGAGAGCAAACAGGAUGAACGUGCCGGCGAGGUGCUGGAACAUCAGGGUAACGUUGUCUCUGCUGUCAACAUGUAUCUGAAAGCUGGGCUACCAACCAAGGCUGCACGCCUGUGUCUGGGCAACUCGCUGCUGCUAUCCGAAUCCCAGAUCAUUGAGAGGGUGACCAACACGCUUAUAAAGGGAGAUUUUCAUGAGAGGGCUGGAGAUCUGUUUGAGAAGGUUAAAAACUAUCGUCGGGCCCUUGAAUGCUACUGUAGAGGCAGUGCUUUCAGGAAAGCUGUAGAGUUGGCUCGAAUGGCGUUUCCUUUGGAAGUGGUGAAGCUAGAGGAGUCCUGGGGGGAUUAUCUGGUACAACAGAAGCAACAGGAUGCAGCUAUCAACCACUAUAUUGAGGCAGGGUGUUCCAUCAAAGCCAUUGAGGCCGCUGUUGGUGCCCAGCAAUGGAAAAAAGCCAUUCACAUCCUAGAGCUGCAAGAUCCAACGACAGCAAGUGCUUAUUAUCUGAGGAUAGCCCAGCAUUAUGCUUCCCAGCAGGAGUACGGGGUUGCGGAACAGCUGUUUAUUAGGGCAGAUCGCACAAAGGACGCCAUUGAUAUGUACACUCAGGCUGGACUCUGGGAGCAGGCUCACAAGUUGGCCUCAAAGUGCAUGGCGCAGGAGGAGGUGUCACUGCUGUACGUGACUCAAGCCAGGGAGUUGGAAAAGCAGGGACGAUACAGAGAGGCGGAAAGACUUUACAGCACGGUUGGUGAGCCUGAUCUUGCCAUAACAAUGUACAAGAAACACAGAAUGUACGAGGACAUGAUCCGACUUGUGGCCAAAUAUCAUCAGGAUCUACUGGCAGACACCCACAUGCAUCUGGGUAAAGAGCUGGAAGCCGAAGGACGCCUGCGAGAGGCUGAGCAUCAUUAUCUGGAAGCAAAAGACUGGAAGGCAGCUGUUAAUAUGUACAGAUCAGCCGACAUGUGGGAGGAAGCGCACAGGGUUGCUAAAGCAUAUGGUGGGGCCAAUGCACAUAAACAUGUGGCUUAUUUGUGGGCAAAGAGUCUGGGAGGAGACGCAGCUGUGAAGCUGCUCACUAAAUUCAGCCUUCUGGAGAUGGCGAUCGAUUACGCUGCAGAGAAUGGCACAUUUGACUUUGCCUUUGAGCUGAGUCGUCUUUCCAUGAAACAGAAGCUGCCAGAGCUGCACCUUAAGUAUGCUGUUUACCUAGAGGAUGAGGGGCGGUUUGCAGAUGCUGAGGCAGAGUUUGUUAAAGCUGAGAAGCCCAAAGAAGCUGUGCUAAUGUAUGUCCAUGAACAAGACUGGGAUUCUGCCCAGCGUGUUGCAGAGCUGCAUGACCCAGACAGUGUGGGCGACGUUCUGGAAGGACAAGCACGGUUUGCUUUUGGACAGAGGGAGUAUCAGAAGGCAGAAGCUUUAUUACUGCGUGCCCAGAGACCAGAAGUGGCUGUGCGUCAUUACAAGGCUGCUGAGAUCUCCAUUAAGUUCCUGCCGGCUGCUAGAGGUGUAGAAGUGAUUCGUAUUGUGGGUCCCCAGCUUGUGUCCAUUGGAAAGCACAGUGCGGCAGCCGAACUUUUCCUCAAUAUGGAUCUCAUUAAGGAAGCGAUUGAUGCCUUUAUUGACGGGGAGGAGUGGAACAAAGCCAAACGAGUGGCCAAGGAGCUGGAUCCCAGGUAUGAGGAGUAUGUUGAUGAACUGUACAAGGAGUAUCUGAAGAACCAGGGAAAGGUGGACUCGCUGGUAGGUAUUGAUGUCAUGUCAGCGCUGGAUAUGUAUGCUGAGCGCGGGCAGUGGGAGAAAUGCAUUGAGACAGCAGCCAAACAGAGCUACAAAGUGCUCCAUAAGUACAUAGCCCUAUUUGCCACACACCUCAUCAAGGAGGGCCACUGGGAUAAGGCCCUUAGUCUGUACGUACAACAUGGUGCCCCAUCCAAUGCGCAGAAUUUCAACAUCUACAAACGAAUAUUUGUGGAAAUGGUUAGUGCAGAUGCCAUGAACAACGCAGAUGUGUACCGUGCUUGGGCAGACCUCCGUGACGUGUUGUACAAUCUGUGUGACAACCUGAUGACGUCCAGUGAGGCGAACUCUCCCGCACACCAAGAGUUUCAGCAGAUGCUUCUAAUUUCUCAUUAUUACGCCACACGAUCAGCAUCACAAGGUGUUUCUCAGCUGGAGGUUCUGGCAGCCAAGCUGAGCAUAUCGCUGCUGCGCCACACUGACCUGCUUCCUGCGGAUAAGGCUUUUUAUGAAGCUGGAAUGGCAGCCAAGACAAUGGGCUGGGACAAUGCUGCCUUCAUCUUCCUCAACAGAUUUGUGGAUCUUGUGGACGCAAUUGAGGAGGGUAACCUGGGUGCACUUGAUCACACUGACUUCCAGGACACAGACAUUCCCUUUGAAGUUCCUCUGCCAGCCAGACAACAUCUGCCGCUGGAAGAGCGUGAGAAGGUACGCGAGUGGGUUCUUGCAGUGUCCAUGGAUCAGCAUGUUGAGCAGGUCCUUCCUCAAGAUGAGAGAGGGACUUAUGAAGCGUCUCUAUUGGCCAGCGGCAGUGGCAUUCGCUCGUUGCCUUGUCUAAUCACUGGGUACCCGGUGCUGCGCAACAAAAUAGAAUUCAAGCAGCCGGGCAAAGCAGCUAAUAAAGAUGACUGGAAUAAGUUUCUUAUGGCCGUCAAGACCAGCCACAGUCCGGAGUGUCAAGAUGUCCUGAAGUUCAUCAGCCGGUGGUGUGGGGGGCUCCCGACCACCAGCUUCUCCUUCCAGUGAGGCCUCUUCAAUGACAUAAUUGUGCCCGAGCCCCACACUGUUUUAUGUUAAUAAAGCUUUAAACAACAA